UGACAGCACACAGAGUGACGUUUGGAUUUUCGUUAGCAGUUUAUCUUCUUCAACCUCUACAUCUCCCCAUCUUUAAUCAAUUCAUCAUUAAUGGUCCAAGAAAGACAGGUAUAAAAUCACGACAUAAUCGCAGUUCAAGGUUCAUCUCUAAUUGGAUCUCUCUAGACACAGAGUCGCAACUCUCUCUCUCUCUCUCUCUCUCUCUCUCUGGUCAAUUUCGGCAAUCACCAUGUCAAACCAACCUGAAUCUUCCGACUUUAAGAAUGAUUUCAACUCAGCUAUCCUUGAGAGGAAGAAGUCUCCUAAUCGAUUUGUUGUUGACGAAGCCAUUGACGAUGACAACUCUUCCUUCUCUCUCCAUCACUCCACCAUGGAAAAAGCUGCAGCUUUUCCGGGUGAUGCAAUUCUCAUCAAGGCUAAGAAAAGGAAGGACAUUGUCUUCAUUUUGUUUGCUGAUGAAUCAUGUGAGGAUCCUAAGAUCAGAAUGAACAAGAUCGUAAGGUCCAACUUGAGGGUUAGACUGGGUGAUGUCAUAUUGUCAUCUCUGCUCACCAAUGCCCUGACAUCAAGUACUGAAAGCGUGUGCACUAGGUUGCACGGGUACGUCGGGUUGGUGCCGUCUCACGUACCGGGUUCGGCGAGGGGACGGGUACGGCACGGGUACUCCUCGAAACGUCCCCAAUACGUCUCGAGUAAUGCAGGGACGGCAAAGACUUAUAUGGGGACGGAUCUGUGAGUUGACCGAGUCGUCUCAGAAACAUUUCUAAGCCAUGUUCUUGAUAUUUUGCUCGAGAUAUGAUUAAGAAGGUUACAUCUAUCAUUUACAUGUUAAAAGCAAUCAAAAUGAGAUAAUGGAAACAUAGAUAUCAAGUAAUGAAAUUUCUG
Messenger RNA from Brassica oleracea var. oleracea, 885 nucleotides. Its product is annotated as cell division control protein 48 homolog E-like. Lineage: Eukaryota; Viridiplantae; Streptophyta; Magnoliopsida; Brassicales; Brassicaceae. The record is from RefSeq and is a predicted model, not a curated record. Bases 230 to 736 code for a protein of 168 amino acids. The transcript is spliced from 3 exons.